UUUCUUUCCUUCAAAGCCUCCCCUCAAACCUUCAUUCCCUUCUUUUCUUACCAAACCCUAAUAAACUCCUCAAAUCUCCCCUACCUUCUUGCUUAUGUUGUCAACAUGAGUUGCAAUGGUUGUCGUGUUCUUCGCAAGGGUUGUAAUGAAAAUUGCAUUUUGAGACAGAGCCUCCAAGGGAUCGAUCACAGCCCUCAAGCUCAAGCUAAUGCCACCGUUUUUGUUGCUAAAUUCUUUGGCCGCGCGGGCCUCAUGUCGUUCCUAUCCGCUGUACCCGAGUUGCAACGACCAGCUUUAUUUCAGUCAUUGUUAUUUGAAGCGUGUGGCCGGACGGUCAACCCGGUCAACGGCGCCGUCGGACUGCUCUGGACCGGGAACUGGCACGUGUGCCAAGCCGCCGUCGAAACCGUGCUCCGCGGCGGCGAACUAUCCUCCUCGUCCGAAUUUUUCGCCGGAGCUCCGGCGCCGGGAAGUGACGUCAUCGACCUGUUCCGAUCGUCGUCGCAAGAAUUGAACGAAUCGGAGAGAUAUAACUUCGAUCAUGACGUGGCAAGAGCACAUCUGAGCAAUCUUGAUCUGAGCCUGACGUCAAAUUUGCCGGCGGAGAUUUUUUCCGGCGGGAGAGCGAAGCGGCGGCCACCUUCCGAGGAGUCCGAAACGACGACGUUUGGGAGUGGAGUUGUGUGUAAUAAUCAGAGUUUAAGAGGCGAGAGAAAAUUAUUAAGACUAUUUAUAUGAUGAAUUAAAAAAGGUGAGGAUAAUUAAGGAGGUGAUUAGUGGAUUUUUAUUUACCACCGGAAGUAAUAUUUCACUUUUUAUGGGUGAAAUGAUUUAAAAUAAUUUUAUGAAUAUCGUUCAGUUUCGUAAUUCCGAAACUUGAAAAUCA
This is a messenger RNA of Daucus carota subsp. sativus, 886 nucleotides long. RefSeq names its product LOB domain-containing protein 37. NCBI's taxonomy places the organism in Eukaryota, Viridiplantae, Streptophyta, Magnoliopsida, Apiales, Apiaceae. The record is from RefSeq and is a predicted model, not a curated record. The transcript has 2 exons. The coding region runs from base 106 to 738 and encodes 210 amino acids. Gene Ontology annotation, biological process: regulation of gene expression.